AUGUUCACAGGUUUAAUCGAACAUACAUCGACAGUAUCAAAGAUAAACGAUCCAUCGACAUCAAAUCAUGAUCAAACAAAAUUCGAACACGAUGUGGAUAAAGGGGGAUUUACAAUGACCAUUUCAGAUUCAGAAUCUAUUUUAGAUGAUUGUCAAAUAGGAGAUUCGAUUUGUGUUAAUGGUGCUUGUUUGACCGUUACUGAAUUCAAUAAAGAUUCAUUCGUCGUUGGAUUAGCUCCUGAGACUUUAUCAAGGACGAAUUUGGGUAAAUUGAAUAUCGGUGAUAAAGUUAAUUGUGAAAGAGCUAUGAGUGGUAAAACCAGAUUUGGUGGUCAUAUGGUUCAAGGCCACGUCGAUUCAACAGCUACUAUCAUCUCUCGUGUGCCAGAUGGCGAUUCAAUUCGAUACUCAUUCCAAUUCCCAUCUGAAACAACUUUACUUCCUUAUGUGAUCGAAAAAGGUUAUGUGACACUCGAUGGAGCUUCUUUGACAAUCACUUUUGUCGAUGACGCAAAAAGGUCAUUUGGGAUCAUGUUGAUCGCUCAUUCACAAGAAAAGUUGACUUUGACGAAUAAGAAAGAAGGCGACACAGUCAACGUAGAAGUUGAUUGUGUAGGUAAGUAUGUUCUGGGCAGUACGAGUAGGAUAGAAGGUUUGAUCGAAAGAGCUGUAGAGAAGAAAUUGAAGGAAAAGGGUUUGAUAUAG
Messenger RNA from Kwoniella shivajii, 705 nucleotides. RefSeq names its product riboflavin synthase, alpha subunit. Gene Ontology annotation, biological process: riboflavin biosynthetic process. NCBI's taxonomy places the organism in Eukaryota, Fungi, Basidiomycota, Tremellomycetes, Tremellales, Cryptococcaceae. The record is from RefSeq and is a predicted model, not a curated record. Gene Ontology annotation, molecular function: riboflavin synthase activity. The coding region runs from base 1 to 705 and encodes 234 amino acids. The transcript is spliced from 3 exons.